Messenger RNA from Postia placenta MAD-698-R-SB12, 2503 nucleotides. RefSeq lists its product as hypothetical. The transcript is spliced from 20 exons. The record is from RefSeq and is a predicted model, not a curated record. Bases 58 to 2295 code for a protein of 745 amino acids. Gene Ontology annotation, biological process: cellular response to heat. Gene Ontology annotation, molecular function: ATP hydrolysis activity; ATP binding. Lineage: Eukaryota; Fungi; Basidiomycota; Agaricomycetes; Polyporales; Adustoporiaceae. Gene Ontology annotation, cellular component: mitochondrial matrix; cytoplasm.
CGGACAUAUGCGCAAGGUCCUCCAAGUGGCUCUGGUGGCGGUUUCCCGUCUUUUACAAUGCAACCUCAACACCAAAAGGGAGACGCGCUGAAGGAAUACAGUGUUGAUCUAACUGAACUGGCACGGAACGGCAAACUUGACCCCACAAUUGGCCGAGAUGAAGAAAUUCGCCGUACAAUACAGAUUCUGUCCCGUAGGACGAAAUCCAACCCAGUACUCAUCGGGCCCCCCGGUGUCGGCAAAACUGCUAUCCUCGAGGGUCUUGCGAGUCGUAUUGUCGCGAAGGAAGUACCAGAGUCCUUGCAGAACAAGCGCGUCCUCUCGAUAGACUUGUCCGCAAUCAUGGCAGGCUCAGGUAUUCGCGGACAGUUUGAGGAGAAGUUUAAGGCCCUCAUUCGUGACAUCGAGGAACAGGCCGGCAAUGUAAUUUGCUUCAUUGACGAAGUCCACACGCUGUUCAACCUGGGUAAGGCGGAGGGCAGCAUCGACGCUGGGCAGAUGAUUAAGCCUGCAUUGGCGCGCGGUCUGCAGCUUGUUGGCGCAACAACACCCGAUGAGUACCGCAAGACCAUCGGCAAGGACGCCGCACUCGAACGUCGCUUCCAGCCCGUACAAAUCGAAGAGCCUACCGUCGAUGCGACCAUUUCAAUCUUGCGGGGACUGAAGCCGCGCUACGAGGUGCAUCACGGUGUAGGCAUCUCCGAUGGUGCGCUUGUCACUGCGGCCGUGUACAGCGCGCGCUACAUCUCCGAGCGUUUCUUGCCGGACAAGGCGAUCGAUUUGGUAGACGAGGCAGCGUCAGCCUUGCGGCUCGCGCAGGAGUCAAAGCCCGACGAGCUCGAGGCGCUCGACCGCGAGAUCAUGACGCUCGAGAUCGAGCGCGAGAGUCUGCGGAACGAACAGGAUGUGUUCAGCGUCGAGCGGCGCAACAAAGUAGAGGAGACGUUAAAAGCGAAGCGCGAGGAGGCGGAGCGCCUGACAGCGGCCUGGCAAUCAGAGCGAGCGCGGCUGCAGCGCAUCAAGGAUCUGAAGCAGCGCCUUGAGGAGGCGAAGGUUGAGCUCGAGAUCGCACAGCGGCAGGGUCAGUAUGAGCGUGCGUCGCAGCUGCGCUUUGCAACUAUACCCGAGCUCCAACGGCAGUUGCCCGCGGAGACGGAGCGCGCACAGGGCGAGAGCGAAGCACAGGGCCCUCUGCCGAUGCUGCACGACCGCGUGACGUCGGACGACAUCGCGCGCGUUGUUGCGAAGGCGACAGGCAUCCCUGUACAGAACUUGCUCAAGGGCGAGCGAGAUAAGCUCGUGCAUAUGGAGGAGACGCUCCGCCAGCGUGUUGUCGGGCAAGACCACGUCGUCGCUGCUGUCAGCGAUGCUGUGAGAAUCUCGCGUGCGGGACUGCAAGCACCCAACCGGCCUGUGGCAUCCUUCCUGUUCCUUGGACCAACUGGCGUAGGCAAGACGGAGCUGUGCAAAGCUUUAUCGGCAUUCUUGUUCAAUGACGAGCAGCGUGGAUUGAUUACUAUCAACAUGUCUGAAUAUCACGACCGUCACACGAUGUCUCGCUUAAUAGGUGCUGCUCCAGGCUACGUCGGUUUCGAGGAAGGAGGGGCUGAUACCGGAUUGACUCAUAACACGCUAUUAGCUGUCAUUCUUCUUGACGAGCUUGAGAAGGCGCACAAGGAUGUCGCGAUGCUUUUACUGCAAAUUCUUGAUGAGGGCAGCAUCACCGACUCGCAAGGUCGCAAAGUUGACUUUAAGAACACCAUUAUCUGCUUAACCAGCAACCUGGGUAGCGACAUCCUUGCGCAUAGCUCUGCGUCAGACGAGAAUGGCAUAGUGACGACAGAAGCACGCGACGAGGUGCUAGAGCGCACAGCAGAAUAUUUCCCCCCAGAGCUACUGAACCGUCUGGACUCGAUGCUCGUCUUCAACAAGCUCUCGCGCGAGUCCAUCCUUCAGGUCGUGUCGCUGCGCCUCAACGAUGUCGCGGAUAGAUUGAGCAGCAGGAGGAUUCAACUCGAUGUGGACGAUGCGGCGCGUGAAUGGCUUGCUCGACAGGGCUAUUCUGACAUUUAUGGUGCACGCGCUAUCGCACGAGUUGUGCGGACAAAGGUGCUCUUCCCUCUCGCGCAGAAGCUGUUAGCGGGAACCAUCAGGGACGGUGACCUUGUCACUAUUCGAGCCAGCAAUGACGGGUCAACACUAGAUAUCAAGGAUAACCAUUCACCGGACGCGGACAUUGGGUCAUCGACAGCAGUAGGACCACUCACCGACAGCGAAUCUUCCGCGUCAUCCUAAAGAAUCCUUAAGGCCAAAAGUUAACACUACUCAGUCGCGCACAUUGUACCUGUAAUAUAUUCUAAUCUGCACAGGAUACUGACGCAGAAAACUGUACAUCAUCUAGUCAUAUCUAACCCCCACUCCGUGGAUGCAUGUAGCCCUAACAACUUCACGUAAAAUAUCGCAUAAUAGCAUAGAACAUGGAAAUAUAUCGCAGCACUGGCAA